CAUUCUUAUUUCUUUCAUUAGAUCUCUUUCUCACCGGAACCAAACUCUAUAUAUAUAUAUAUAUAUAUAUAUAUAUAUAUAUGGAAGAUGAUAUUUUCUAGUGAGGGAGAGAGAAAGAUGCCGGUUUCCGGCAAGCCGGUGAAACUAUUCUCCGACCUAUUCAAAACAGCUGAUGACGAGGGAGCCAUCUCUUCCACCAGCAAGGGUAAACCUCUGAUCACCUUUAACACAGAGGACAUAAGGAGGAUUGGUGACUCCUAUCCAUUCUCCAUUAAAGCCAGGUUUGCUAAGGACUUGCAGGUUGCAGACAUUGGUAAAUCCUUGGAGAGGGGAGGUUUUUCUGGACUCCGUGUCAUCUCCAUUAGCAGGUUCAAUGUAGUUAUCAUCCUCAAAACACAAACUGACUUCCUAAGGCUGUUAUCUAGAAGGACGUGGAGAGCAAAUGGUCACCAGAUGUAUCUCUCUAAAUGGGAUCCUCUUUUAGAGGAUAAACGUGACAGCCCUUUGGCUCUCGUCUGGGUCACGCUCAAGCACAUCCCCUUCUUCCUUACAAACGCCCAAUGUCUAUUCUCUAUUGUGAAAACUCUAGGGAAACCCAUUCAAAUGGAUGAGACCACAGCGAGGGGUGGAUAUUUCAAUUCUGCAAGAGUUCUGGUGGAUAUGGACGCGUCCAAACCCAAACAACAUGUCAUUCUGGUACGUACUCCUACAUGGGAACGUGAAAUACAACUCACUUAUGACCUUCCUUCUUACUGCAUGACUUGUGGACGCUGGGGUCACUGCUGCAAAAAAUCCCAACCCGUCGGAAAAGUCCUCACCGACGGGGCAAUCUUGGUAAGGCAACAAGCUGAUAAGGAGAUCAAGCCAAAUAACACACAUCAGUGGGUCCGUAUUCAGAGGAAAGGAAAGACAACAGCUCAUAAUGUGAUGGCAGACAUCCAGCACACUCAGGCUAAUGGGCAAACGAACAAAGACAAGCAAUGCCCAGACAUUCCGGGCCCUUCCAAGUUGGGGUACACAGAGCAAAACAGGCCCAAUUUGCAUAAUGUUAUUGGAUCCCCAAAAAGCCCAAGUGUCUCAUCCAAACUUGAAGCUGGGCCAACUACCAGCCCACUGGUGCACAGUCUCUCCUCAACAGGCCUAUCCAGCCCACCUAAACUACAAACCCACAAGGCCUCAUUUUGCAAACAGGUAGGAGCUAAUAAUGAACACUCCUCUCCUUUGAACUACCUGGCACUUCUCUCCACCGUUGAGGACAUUGACACCCCAGGUACCCCUACAUGCAUUCACUCUGAUGAGGAAGGUGAGAGGGCUCAGGAUAAGAGUCCUCUUCAUGCCCUGGAGAACAAUUUUUCUCAGGCUAAUAUCAAUGCAGUCCCUUUCAUGAAGGGUAGAGGCACACCAGGGCUGAAAGAACUGCAUUAUGGAAUGCCAUAUAGGGCCCCUAGCAUACAUCCAUGGAUCAUUGGAGGAGAUUUUAACAGCAUCCACAGCCUUGACCAACACAAAGGAAAGUGCAAUCCUUGCAAUAACUCAGUGGAGGAUUUUAGAGAAUGCAUGGAAGCUGGCAAUCUCCUUUACAUUCAUCCUUCAGGAGGAGAUUUUUCUUGGAGUGGGAAACGAAGCAAUGGGAAGCUUUGGCGCAGACUGGACCAUGUUUUUAGCAACCAACAGAUGCUGGAUAGGACUAGCAGUCUACAACUCUCUAUGCUUAGUAAGGGAGCAUCAGAUCACCGGCCUUUUCUCUUGGAACUCUCCUUGGAUACUUAUUCUGGUCCCAAACCCUUCCGGUUCUUGGACUUGUGGGUUUCACACCACACUUUAGAAGGCACCAUCAGAUCUUUUUGGGAGAGCAAUAAAACUUACAAUGGAAUGAAAGGCCUUGGGAGAAAACUCAAGGAUCUCAAGGCCAUUUUGUCCAAAUGGAGCAAGGAGGUGUUUGGUAACAUCUUCCAGCAACUUAAGGAGGCAGAAUCUAGGGCAAGCAGGGCACAAGACCAUUUUGAGGCAAACCCAAACCCGGAAUCUUUGGUUGAAUUUAACAAGGCCAAUGCUGAAUUACUCUUAUUUUCCAAAAGAGAAACUGACUUUUGGAGGCAGAAGCGCCAGAAGCUUAGGAUCUCCUCCAUCAAGAAUGAUCUUGGCCUGACCAUCGAGGGGGACAGUAACAUUGCUUCACACGCAAUUGAUUACUACACCAAGAUCUACUCUGAAGAACCAGUCAGUAUUAACCCAGAUCUGCUCUCAUAUAUACCUAAGAACAUUAAUGAAGGGGAAAACCAAAUGCUUUGUGUUGUUCCACAAGAGGAGGAAAUAAGGGGGGCCAUCUGGGACCUCAACUCCCAUAGUGCACCAGGCCCAGAUGGAUACACUGGGACUUUUUUCAAAACCUUCUGGCACAUAGUCCAUGAAGAAGUGACUAGAGCAACCCAAGAGUUCUUCCUGGGCCUGCCCAUUCCAAAAUCCUACGAGGCCACUCUCCUCACUCUGAUUCCUAAGAUGGACAACCCUAAAUCUUUGGGAGAUUACAGGCCAAUCUCACUGUCAACUUUCCUCUCAAAAAUCAACACUAAGAUACUAGCCAAUAGACUGGGUGCACUACUUCACAAACUCAUCAGCCCUGAGCAAAGUGGGUUUCAACCAGGUAAAGGAGUGGAAGAAAACAUCCUCCUUACCCAGGAGAUGAUCCACUACCUUGAUAACCCGUCUCGAAGUGCCAACAUUGCUAUCAAAGUGGACUUUGCAAAAGCGUUUGACAGAAUUUCUUGGCAAUUCUUAGAGGUUACUCUAAACUCCUUCGGCUUUUCCUCACAGUCCUGCCACCUUCUCCUCUCCACACUCAAGGCCACCCAUUUCUCCAUUCUCAUUAAUGGAUCUCCUCAUGGGUUUUUCAAAAUGAAGAGAGGGGUUAAGCAAGGUGACCCUCUCUCCCCCCUUCUCUUCAUACUUGGAAAUGAAGGUUUAAGUAGAAUGAUUAAGGGGAAGGUUGAGGAGGGUUACCUUAAAGCCAUCCAAACAGGGAGAAGCCAACCCCCCUCCCACCUUGCAUAUGCAGAUGACAUAAUUUUUUUCCUAAAUGGCCAUUUCAGAAACUUGCUCGGAUUUAAAAGGAUUAUUGACUGCUUUCUCAAUUCAUCAGGACACAUGAUCAAUCUCAACAAAAGCCACUUCUACACUGGUCCAAGAGUGAAGCCAGAAAUCAAAGCUAACAUGCAAAGGGCACUUCAAAUGGGAGAGGGCAAAUUACCUCUAAAUUACUUAGGGGCAACAAUUGGAAAAGGAAAACUAAGGAAGGAAGAUUGCAAGAAAAUUGUCCAACACUUUGAUGCCUAUCUUAACACUUGGUAUAGCAAGGUGCUAAACCAAAUGGGGCGUUUGAUUCUCAUUAAGCAUGUCCUCAGUUCUAUACCCUUACACAUUGUUGUUGUCCAGCAAAUGCCCAAAUCUAUUCACAACAUGUUGAACAAGAAGAUGCAGAACUUUCUAUGGGGAUACAAAGAGGGAAGGCCUAAAUAUCAUUGGGUAUCUUGGAGAGGACUAUGCUUCCCAAAACAUGAGGGAGGUCUGGGCAUUAGACACCUGGAAGAUGUAGAAGCAGCAUACUCAACCAAACUUUGGUGGAAGAUUAGGAACUCCCAUAGCAUUUGGGGAGAAUACAUGAGGAGUAGAUACCCAGAUUCUUUUCAAGAACGUCCUAAGGACACUGUGACAUGGAAAAGGGCUGCAAGGAUUCAUAACUGGGCCUUACAGCAUGUCCUUAAAGUGGAAGAAGCAGACACCUGGGAGGGAGAGCCAUUCACCACCAAGUUAGCAUACCACGCCUGGAGGGACUCUAGGCCUUCCUCUCUUUCUCAUAAGAUGAUCUGGAACAAGCUUCAUAUCCCAAAGAUCAGCCUGUUUCUGUGGAAAGCUUUUAACAAUAUACUUCCUUUUCCGGAAAACUUAUCCAGGUUUAACCUGGCGUUUCCUUCCCAAUGCAGGUUCUGUUUCAACAGUCCGCAGGAACUCAACCAUACCCUUUUUCAUUGCCAAAUGUCUUUCAAAAUUUGGAGGUUCUUCUCUGCUGUUUUUAAUGGCCCUAUUCCUAAUAGGGUAGAAAACCUACACGAGACAUGCAUGAAAUGGUGGGUAUGCACGCCUAGGGCUAAGCUGCAAGAUAAAAUCAACUCGGUUCUACCAGGCUUCAUUGCAUGGGGAUUCUGGAAGGCUUACAACGAAGAGAAGUACGAGGGGAAAGCUUUCAAAGAAGGGAAUAUCAUUGCAACAACCAUGAAGACUAUACAACAAUGGAUAUGGAUACACAAUGGCAAGAAAUGGAUGCACCUGGAUGAAACUUUGAAAUCCUUGGGCUUUCGGUUGCAUUUUAGCAGGAAUAAUUCUCAAUGCUUUUUUGUUUAGCUUUCUUUAUUUGGUGGGGCGAAUGCAUCUCCGACAUUACUUUCUAGAGGGGCAUUGGCCUAGUCCUCCCUUCUUUGUACUUUUCUCUUUUUGCAUUUUAAUAAAAUAUCUCCUUUCAAUAAUAUAUACUCCCUCCGUCCAAGAUUAAAGUUCUUACUUUGACUUGGCACAGAGUUUAAUAAAAGAUGAAAUUUACAUUGACUUUCCUAGAUUACCCCUCUAUCCCUCAUCCUUUCUCUUCUUUUCUUGUCCACCGAUUUUCUUCUCUGUGCAAAGGCCGAACCUUUUCUUCUCUGUGCAAUCGGAUGCCCCCCAACAAGGCCGACCCUCCUUGCUGCUCUGCUAUUAUCACCGACGGCCGUUGUGAUGUCUACCACGUCAACUCCGACUGCCGCCUCACUCCGGCGCCUGUACUCCGCUGCCACUGCCGAAUUUGUUGACGCUGACCUCAGAUCUGAAUCAAAAUUCUCAGAUCUGAUGGAGUUGGACAAUAAAGAAGAAAAGAAAGAAGAGUUGAAGAU
Cuscuta campestris is the source of this 4919-nucleotide messenger RNA. NCBI's taxonomy places the organism in Eukaryota, Viridiplantae, Streptophyta, Magnoliopsida, Solanales, Convolvulaceae. The record is from the annotation of a GenBank genome assembly.